Musa acuminata AAA Group (dessert banana) is the source of this 4169-nucleotide messenger RNA. RefSeq names its product 5'-3' exoribonuclease 4-like. Gene Ontology annotation, biological process: nucleobase-containing compound metabolic process. The transcript is spliced from 24 exons. NCBI's taxonomy places the organism in Eukaryota, Viridiplantae, Streptophyta, Magnoliopsida, Zingiberales, Musaceae. Gene Ontology annotation, cellular component: nucleus. The record is from RefSeq and is a predicted model, not a curated record. Bases 80 to 2674 code for a protein of 864 amino acids. Gene Ontology annotation, molecular function: 5'-3' RNA exonuclease activity; nucleic acid binding.
CUCUCCCAAUCGGUGACUCUAAACCCUAAACCCAAACCCUAGCGCCUCUCGAGAACUCGGGAAAUCGGCAUCGAUACGGAUGGGAAUUCCCGCUUUCUACCGGUGGCUGGUCGAUCGGUACCCCCUCUCGGUGGUGCAGGUCCGCGAAGAAGCUCCCGUGGUCGUCAAUGGCGUCCAGGUUCCAAUCGACUCGAGCAGGCCGAACCCUAACGGCGUCGAGUUCGACAACCUCUAUCUUGAUAUGAACGGCAUCGUCCACCCUUGCUUCCAUCCAGAAGAUCGGCCUCCUCCCAAGUCGUAUGACGAGGUUUACAAGGCAGUGUUCGUGUACAUUGAUCACCUUUUCUCCUUGGUUCGUCCUCGGAAGCUCCUGUACAUGGCAAUCGAUGGAGUAGCUCCCAGAGCGAAGAUGAAUCAGCAACGAGCGAGGCGGUUCAGGGCUGCUAAAGAUAGAGCUGAUGCAGCAGCAGAGGCAGAGAAGCUGAGAGAUGACUUCGAGUCUCAGCCUGAGAAAUUAUGCAAUCCAGAAGAAAUCAACAAAAUGGAUUCAAAUGUCAUCACACCUGGGACUGAGUUCAUGGCUUUGUUGUCGUCUGCCCUUCGGUAUUACAUUUGCUUAAGAAUAAAUAGUGAUCCUGGAUGGCGAGGUAUUAAGGUCAUUCUAUCAGAUGCUAGUGUGCCGGGUGAGGGCGAGCACAAAAUAGCAUCAUAUAUUCGCUCACAGAGGAACCUUCCUGGAUUUGACCCAAAUGCAAGACAUUGUUUGUAUGGUUUGGAUGCUGACUUAAUCAUGCUUGCACUAGCAACACAUGAAAUACAUUUUUCUAUACUAAGAGAGGACGUUCGUGUUGCAAGGCGUACCGAAAGAACUUCAAAAUUUGAAAACAAAAACAAGUCUUCAAGUAAAGAAGGGAAAGUGUGGAAUCAUGAAGUUAACCAUGAGGUGCCAAGAAAAAAGUUCCAGUUUCUCAAUAUAUGGGUACUGAGAGACUACUUGCAACAUGACCUGAAAAUAUUUGGUGCCAAAAUGAAGAUUGACUUGGAGCGCUUGAUUGAUGAUUUUGUUUUCAUAUGUUUGUUUGUUGGAAAUGACUUUCUUCCCCAUGUUCCUUCUCUAGAAAUUUCGGAGGGAGCAAUUGAUCUGCUUAUGACCGUCUACAAAAAGGAGUUUGCUGCAAUGGGUGGUUAUUUAACCAACUCUUUUGAGGUGAACCUGGAACGGGUUGAGCAUUUCCUACAGAUAGUUGGAUCUCAUGAAAGUGCUAUCUUUCGAAAGCGCAUUCAGUUACAGAGGGAAAUGAAUAGUCAUUUGCGAGAUGCUGUGGAGGUCGAACAGAAAAUAGGAUCUAUUUGGAUGAAGAGUUUCGAGAGGUCUGCAAAUUUUCUCGGCAGAAGCAACCCAAAUAGUACAGCAUCUGUAUUGAAGGGGCAGGUACAGCAGGGAGAAGAGGAGUGGAAAGAAGAGUACUAUUCUGAGAAGUUUGAAGUCAAGUCUGAAGAUGAAUGCCAGAAACUCAAGAGACAUGCAGUUGAAAAGUAUGUUGAAGGGAUCUGCUGGGUCAUGCACUACUACUACCAAGGAGUCUGUUCCUGGCAAUGGUUUUAUCCAUAUCACUAUGCUCCAUUUGCUUCAGAUUUUCUUGACUUGAAGGACUUGGAAGUUCAGUUUAAACUUGGAAUCCCAUUCAAGCCAUUUAAUCAACUUAUGGGUGUACUUCCUGCUGCAAGUGCACAUGCACUGCCUUUGCGUUACAGGAAUUUGAUGACUGAUCCAUCUUCUUCGAUAAUUGAUUUUUAUCCAGCAGAUUUUGAGCUUGAUAUGAAUGGUAAGCGUUUCUCCUGGCAGGCAGUAUGUAAACUACCAUUCGUUGACGAAUCCCGCCUUCUUGCGGAAGUAAAAAGAGUAGAAUACACAUUAACGGAUGAUGAAAAGCAAAGGAACAGCUGGAGUAUGGAUAUGCUCUUUGUUCAUUUCUCACAUCCAUUAACAUCAAAGAUUCGCUCCUUUUAUCGGCGGAAGAAGGAUCAUCCAAAACUUCCCAAGACCAAACUCAAAAAAAGAAUAGAUCCCAAAAUCAGUUCUGGGAUGAAUGGAUUCAUUUACAUUUCUGAUAAGACCAUUUUCUCACCGGAAAUUUUUUCACCUAUUGAGGGCAUGACAUUGAUAACAAAGAAUAAGACCAUAUUUGUGUACUAUAAAAUCCCUCCCAUCCAAACACACAUCUCGAAGAUACCAUCUGGAGUCAUCUUACCUAAUAAGUCAAUCAGCAAAAAAGAUGUUCAACCGGCACCAGUACUGUGGCAUGAAAGAUCGAUGUUUAAGAGAAAAAACCUUGAGAGGCCCCUUUCCCAUGCAAUAGCUGGGCAUCGUCUGUCGCAGUUGGCUUGCAGCCUUGUGUCUAAUCAUUACCGUGAAAGGAAGCAAGCAGUUAAUGUAAGAAAACUCGACAAGAAUGCUAUCAAUGGUCAAUGCAAGAUGCAGAAGAUGCUCGAGCAAAGGACCAUCCAUGAGAGCAACGGCAACGGUAAUGUACUUGGGAAAAGGAAACACAGGGGUGGCAGUAGGAGGAAAAAGAAGGUUCAAGUCAUGAGCCAAGAGAGUGGCCAAAACACUAGCAACUUGGGAAAAAGGAAACGUGGAGGCCACGGGCGACAUAAGAGAAAGAGGAAUUAAGCACUGUUUUCAGAGUUGCUGCAUUCUUGUCCCGUUAAUUAGUGGGAAUCUGUCGCAAAGCCGAUGCUGGCACAGAUGUUGGUAUCACAAUGACAGAAAUGGCGGUCAAAUCUCUCACCUUCAGCUUUUAGAGUCUCCGAUCCUUUCCAUUUUUUUAAUUUACAGAUCAGAUGUCACAGAUCAAACCCUUGUUAUUUGUUUUAUUUAAUUUAUUUCGGGCAACAAAACUGCUGCUUCAUUGUGUAUUAAUAGUUGGGUAAUUAGAACUACAGUACGUGAUAAGGAGAGUACGGAAUGGCCUGACCUAAUUGUCAACGUGCAUUUUGGAACGUUUCUCCAUGGGGUGAAUGUGCGGCUUAUUUUGUUUUCAAAAUUUUAUUUUAUUGAAUAAUUGACAUAUCGUUUACAGGUGGAUUCGAAAUUCGGAAUUAAGACAUAUUUUAUGUUUGUCAUCGAAAACCAAGUUUUCAUGCUGAGUUAGUUAACCAAGGCUUCUGCUAUUUCUCCUGUCACCAAUAGAAAUCAUCCAAACAUAAAAUGUUCUCGGUCCCGACUUGUUUCACGACUAAGAACCUCACGACCACCUGUCUAGCAUCAACAACUCAAACGGCUGCUCUCUUCCUAGAGCCUUUAGCAUGGAGAAAGAGACGACGGCAAAGAUCUCCUUCACUCUUUCCUCAUCCUCGUCUCGCCCCAAUCCCUCCGCGGCCCAAAUCCCGUCUCAAUCCUUCCCUUACCGAGGAGCCGUCACCGCCUCCACCCAAGGAGACCCCGGAGACGAGGGCGAGGAUGGCGUCGCCAAGCCCCAGUUCAUCUCCGUCUUCGACGCAUCCCAAACCCUAGCCGUCUCCCACGACGCCAGGUCCGUCAUCAUCCCUCCCGUCCCGGACGCCAAGACGAAGUGCCCCCUCCCUGUUCCCGCCCCCGAUGACGAUUACAUGCGCUGGAAGUUCAGAGACGACAUGAAGGAUCUUCCCCAAGAUCGUGGGUUGGAUGAGUUUAAGGACAUCAGGGUUGAGGACUUCCCGUUCGCCUAUCUCGCUGGAUAUGGGUGGUCGGAGGGCCAGGUGAUCGGGCGGAACAAGAUGCUGGCAGAUCCCAAGGUCGUUGAACACAAGAGGAGAUAUGGAACUGAAGGGCUCGGGUAUCACAAGAGAAAGAAAGAAACUCGGACCCUGCAACAAGAAGAACAGAUCGGUGGUCUGUGCUUGUCGAACGAGGGUCAGUCUCGAGCAGCUUUCGAGGGCAAUAGGUAAGGAGUUCACAUUGCUGAGUUUAGAUGUUGAGGUAGAGCAGUCCAACAUUAUCUGCACCAAAACACAGCAUGCUGGGGAUUCACUGGAGUUUAGGCAUAAGCAAAUGUUUUCAGUACUCCUUACUAGGUUUGAAAUUCUACAUGUUGAGCUAGUGUAUACAAUGUGGCUUACUGUGUUUAGAUGUAGUAGAAGAUUCUCUCCUUUUUUUUAAAGCACAAAGCACACAGGUAAUUAAUUCA